GCGUUGAUGUUAGAAAAUACUCGAAGCGUAUCUCAAACCAGCCUGAAUCGGAAUCGGAAUUGAUGUAUGAGAACCAGGAAGUUUAAGACAUUAAACGUGUUUUAGUCAGUCGUUUCAUUCUAAUUAUACAAUGGCCGACAGAAGAGAAUCCGACGAACCUCUACUGUGUGCAGAUUACCCCGCUAAUCCGCCGCAUGUUCCCCUUACCAGGACAACUAGCCCAAACCAACAUAAUGUGCUGUACGAAACACAGAGGACAGCAGUUAAUCAGCAACCCUGGCACGAAUGUCACGUGAUUCCAGCUCGACCUGAAGAUUACACUGUAGCAGCUGUAUUGGCGUGUAUUUUCUGCUUCACUCCAGUCGGUCUUUUGGCCAUUUUCAACGCUAUGCAGUCCAAGACGAUGGCCAAUAUCGGACAGUACAGGGAGGCAGAACGCCACUCCCGCCUCGCCAAAAGGCUGGCUAUCGCCAGUCUCGCGAUUGGCAUCACACUGCUUUGUAUGUAUGUCGUGGUUAUCGUGCGAGCUGUAAUUGUCAUCGGUGAUGCUGUAAAUAUGGCACAACUCGGUUCUACCCCAAGCAGUGGAUUCUACGGCUAGUGGUUUACUGCGGAUACUACGAUAGCGGUAUAUAGUGACCACUAUCACAGGAACUAAACUCAACCCCUCUUAUUUUGCUGUCGUGUGUUUUGUUUGACAUUCGUUAAACUAUUUUCUUAUCAAUCAAAAUCUUAAACGAUACAUUGACUAUUCUAAACUCAUAGCUUACAUGUCUUGUUUUUUGUAAAUAUUUGUAUUGUUGUCAAUUCCAUACAGACUUAACAAUUCACAUUUCUUUUGUAAAAUAUUCAUUGUGCUUUCGCUCGCCAAACUAUGGCAUUCAUGUUUGUUGUUUUGGUUGUGUCUUUGUUUUUACCUUACUUUUUAGCACGUUUUAAAAUUUCAUUUGGUAUAUCUAAUUUUUGGGUAUGCUUCGAUGUUACCGUAAGAUAAGUUAUAAAACGCGAAUAACUUCCUCUGACAUGAAACUAAUCACUUAACACGCUUUUCUACAUAUGCGUUUAUUGUGUACAUUAUUUUCUAUGCAAGCAUUCCACUAACGAUCUGUUUACAAGUCAAUAAAUAGAAGGUGUGCUCCUGGUCCGUUGUCAUAUAUUUUUACUGCAAUGAGAUACUGUACCGUAGGCUGUCUAUACUGACUUAGCGAUGAACACCUACUCACCUUAUCGUUACACGCUAGCGUGUCAAUAUUUUAAUAGUGUCUUUGUUUGUAAAGUGAUUCAUUCACUUAACAAUUUACAACGCUAUGGUUAUUCCGGAUUACGUUUGACUAAUACAUUACUUUUGACCUAAUUAAUUAGUUACUUUUAGUCAUUAAUAUUGGAAAUCUAGGUGAGCAAAUUUUUCGGGUUCCUUCACGUUUUACAAAGAAUAAAUUCGACUUUCUCAAAUAAA
Messenger RNA from Dreissena polymorpha, 1456 nucleotides. RefSeq lists its product as uncharacterized. The transcript is spliced from 4 exons. The record is from RefSeq and is a predicted model, not a curated record. Gene Ontology annotation, cellular component: membrane. NCBI's taxonomy places the organism in Eukaryota, Metazoa, Mollusca, Bivalvia, Myida, Dreissenidae. The coding region runs from base 131 to 601 and encodes 156 amino acids.